CGAGCCCUCCACUGAAGGUAUGCUGACAGGGAAGUCUUGCAAGGCCAAGAAAAAGCCUACAUGUGCCCGGAAACAGAAGAAGUGCUCGAAGCCUAAGAAGACGUGCAAGUCAAAACCUAAGAAAACCUGCAAGCCCGGUCCUAUUAUGAAUAAUGGAUACUUUAACUUCGUGCGUGCCUACCGGGAAAAACACAGUUCCAUGAAGCCACAGGAACUGAUUAGAAGGGCGGCCAGAGCCUGGUGCCGUUUAUCCGAGGAAAAAAAAAAUAUAUACCGGCGCAUGGCUUGCAAAGUUACAACUAGUGAAAGACAUAAAAGACGCAAAGUGUGCAAUCCUGAAAAAUGCGAGAAAUAUUAGGUGGCUCAUCUAAGUCUUCUUCAAUCAAUCCCCG
Messenger RNA from Drosophila bipectinata, 392 nucleotides. NCBI's taxonomy places the organism in Eukaryota, Metazoa, Arthropoda, Insecta, Diptera, Drosophilidae. The record is from RefSeq and is a predicted model, not a curated record.